This is a messenger RNA of Notothenia coriiceps (black rockcod), 5309 nucleotides long. RefSeq names its product LIM domain and actin-binding protein 1-like. NCBI's taxonomy places the organism in Eukaryota, Metazoa, Chordata, Actinopteri, Perciformes, Nototheniidae. Bases 254 to 2365 code for a protein of 703 amino acids. The transcript has 11 exons. The record is from RefSeq and is a predicted model, not a curated record.
GUGAAUGCUACUCCUUUCAUUGGCCGGCAGGAGUUAAAUAGGAGCGGUGGGGAACUCCUCCUAUUUCCCUGUCUACUCAAAAGAAAAGGUGGCAGCUGCUGAGGAGUGAAAAGGAGAAGGAAAUAUACAAGUAGCGGACGACUGACAGACACAUCAGGGAGGAAGAACAGCUGAGAAAGUCAGAGAGUUACGACGUGUGUUCCUGGAAAACUGCAGAGACAGAUUGAUAGCUCAGACUAGACGUACAACAAAGAUGGCCUCCGCCGCUCCGUUCAGCCGCAGACCGUGGGCGUCCCAGUCGCUGAGGGUCACCGCCAAGGAGCUGUCCAUAAUCUCCGCCCGGGGAAAAAAGAACGCCAUCGCAGAACGCUUCUCAAAGUACCAGAUAGCAGCAGAGGAGGGAAAUGCAGAGAAGAAGAAAGCGGUCACAGAACCUCUUCCCUCCACACUGCGCAGCGGGAAUCUCAGUCUUUUAAAGAAACGCUGGGAACAGCAGCAGCCAUCCAGCCUCAGAGCCCAACCUCAGGCCUGCAACCCUCAGACCCUCAAACCUGCGCCCACAUCACACACCCAGAACCACGCAGAGACCCUGAAGACCGCCCCACCCUCUCAGGACCAGGACAUCGACCCGGAGACGCAGCUUCACUGUGAAUCCAGCUCCCACCAGCUGCUGUCGGCUCUUCCUGAGGAUCUGAUCAUGGAGGAGAAGCCCAGCAGAGAGUCGGAGGAGUAUCAGGGAGCGCCGGCUGAAGUACCCGAAUGUGAGAAGCCCAGCGUCCCCCUAAACAGCCUCAAGAUGAUGUUUGAGAAGGGAGAGAACCUGAGCGACAAGGGGUCCAGAGAGCAGCCGAGAAGAGGAAGCGUCGGUAACACCGCCAACAUGGACCAGCUACUAGGAGAUGGAAGUCUUGCAGAGUCCGCGCCUCUCCGGGACAGGAUGGCUCUUUAUCAGGCGGCCAUCUCCAAACAGGAAGUCACGCCCUCCUCUGUCAGUGGUGAUCAGCAGGACAGUUUCUCUGGAAAGCAGAAGGAGAACGUUCCUCCGUGCUCUCUGGACUUGAGUUUGGAGUGCGAGGCAAACGGCAGGAAAGCUUUUACCUCCGAGAGCAACGGCUCCACCAACGGCACUCCUGUAUCCUCCGCUCAGCCCAAGACCCCCAAAAACUUCCGGCUGCCUGUGAGGGAGACGUGUGUGACGUGCCUGAAGACGGUGUAUCCUCUGGAGAGACUCGUGGCCAAUCAGCACGUUUACCACAGCUCCUGCUUCCGCUGCUCACACUGCAGCACCAAACUCAGUUUGUUGAACUACGCCUCGCUGCACAACAACGUCUACUGCAAGCCGCACUUCUCCCAGCUCUUCAAGGCCAAAGGAAACUACGACGAGGGCUUCGGCCACCGGCCCCACAAGGAGCUGUGGGAGAGCAAAGUGGAGAGCGCCGAGACCUCCCCUCAGCCCAAAGCCAAGACCCUGAGCCCGGAGGAUGAGGAGGAGGAAGAGGAGCGCCCCAGCGUGGAGGACUCCCCGCUGGCUAAAGUCAACGUGCUGACGGCCACCAUGGAGGCUCUGGGGCAGGGGGCGGGGGAGAAGUCCGACAGACCCCCGGAGGCCCGCCGGCUGAAGAUCUCCUGGCCUCCUCGCACGGAGCAGGAGGAGUCGAGCGGCCGCAGUGGAGCCGCCACAGAGGAGGGGUCCCCAGGGAAGUCUGUCAAAGCAAAGUGGCCCCCAGAGGAGGGUUCAGUUCCUGAGCAGCCCAAAGAGGCCCCUUGUCUGCGCCGCACCUCCUCCCUGAAGGAGCGCAGCAUGCCCUUCACCCUGGCAGGACAAACUCCAGAGGUGAGGAAGACGAGUCCUCCUCCUCCUCCUCUUCCUCUUGGAGACAACGGAGAUCUGAGUCCUGAACCUGCAAGCAUGGAGCUGCAUGAUGGAGGUCACCCCCCCGCUGAGGAGGGCCUCAUCAGCUCAGGAGGAGAAGAGGAGGAGGAGGCUGAAAACAUGCCGGAGCAGAAUCUCACCAGAGAGGAGGAGGACACCCCGGAAGAAGAACCUGAGGAAGAGGAGAAGAUGGAGGAAGAGGAGGAUGUGAUGGAGGAGGAAGAGGAGGAAGAGGAGGAGGAGGAGAUGACGCCUCAGAAACGGGAGGAGAUGAUCUCGUCUCCUGAAGGAGAGGUGGAGGCCAGUCGCUCCUCUCAGGAUGUCGGGUUCUGGGACAGCGAGGAGGCGGAGCAUAAGGAGGAGGAGGCGGAGCAUAAGGAGGAGGCGGAGCAUAAGGAGGAGGUGCAGGAGGAAGAGGAGGGGCUGACUGUGGAGGAUAUGAUCAAGAGAAACCGAUACUACGAGGAGGAAGAGGACGCGGAGGAUGUAUAAAAUGGCAGCAGUGGACACUCGGAGGACUUUCCUUCUUCUUCUUCUUCUAGACGUUUUCUUCUUCUCUUCCUAAAAGAGCGUUGCUGUGUGAACUCUACUGAACUCUUUGUGCCUCUUUCUGAAACCUUUAAAGCCAUUCCUACAAGAAUGUUUUUACAACACUGUCGCUCGGACAUCGUUUGUUUUUAAAUGUCAAAUAUUUAAACUCACGCCCCAUGUAAUGAAUAUUUUUAUCCCAGAAUGUCCAAUAGUUAUCACACAGAACUAUUUUUGUGUAAUUUUCUAUUCUCAUUAGAUGCCUCUUAAUCUGGAUUGAAACUGCUGUUGAAGUACCAACGAUGUGAGCCUGUUAUUAUACCGUGAUGUGGGAUUGUUACAGCUAACGUAGCUUCUAAACGGAGUCCCUUUUUAAUAAUAAAUCCAAAAGAAGCCACUGUUUUAGAAAAGCCAGCCCCGCACUUUGAUCUGUUACCAGUUUCUGUGAAGAAAACAUCUUUGUCACUUUCUAUUCUUUAUGUACAUGUUAAACUCAAACACCUUUUUGUUUUACAAUUCAAGAGUUAUAACUGGAUUUGAAUGAUGUUGUACUGUUUUUUUUAAAAACCAGGGGACCAAAUAUCCUAGAUUACUACUGUUUAAAUAAAUUGUUAUAUACAAAAUGUUUCGUCUUGAGUUGUUGUUCACCAGGAUAGGAGGACUUUUAUAUAGCUAUGGUGACUUAAAUCAGUUUUAAAAUCAGGCCCUAUUGUGAGUUUUUUUUGUUCCUUUGUCCUGUAGUGUUUUAUAUAGUUUAGUUGCAUGUAAAUGGUCUGCAAAGGCUAAGAUCCCAGAGUUUCUCUCCCACACACGCAGGUUUAAUGUUUAACAUGUUCAAAGUCUUACUUUAGCUGGCAGCUUGCUAACAUUUACUAAUUAGCAAAAAACAGAUUGAUGGUCAGGGGAUUUGUUAUGCAGGAUUUUAUUGGGUCGUAAACUGCAUUGAAUAAAAAAAAAAAAAUGUGACUUGCUUUGGGCGCUGGAGUGUGUCAGGGACAUUGUUUCAUCAUCUGAGGACUGAAUGUACUAUCAUGACAAAUACUUGAGACAUUUAACUCUAUGAAGCAGGAACACACUGAACUUACCACUUAUUUCUUAGAGGCCAUCUUUACUGAGAUGAUCCGAGUAAAUUAAAUGUGUAUUCAGCUGAACUGAAGACCAUCAGUGCUGAGGCGUUCAAUUACAGAUGUACUGAAGUCCCUAUGAAAAAGUUAACAUGUCACUGAACGGCACAAAGUGUUUUGUUGUUAAAGUUUACCAAUCCCCAGUCACAAGGACACAAAUGCUGGAUUCAAAAGUACAUUUCAAAUAAAACAAAUUACAUUACUGAAACCUUUAUUGAUGAUCAAACAUGAACUGAACAAGGUCUUCAAAGUGCAAGUCAACGAGGCGAGGAGUUAUCACACGAGUAAAGAGACGCUACAAACAUUUAAAACCAGAUUUAACUGAGAUUCUGAGUAAACGUUACAAUAAGUGACUUUAAUACCCUGAAGUGUCUCAUUAAUGUUUUUGCACUGACUAGCAUAAGUCUCUAUCCAGCCCUGCAGGAGGAGGACAACCUAGUGAUUUACAUUUACAUCAUGAAUGGCUCUAAAACAAGAUGCAUAACAGCUGAUCACAAACAUGGUCUCCAGCAGAUAUGUGAUUUAAAACGUAACCCUUUGAAGUCAUUUUACAUAGCGUUAUUCCUAGCACGACUGUCUGCAGAAUGAAAGCUGAACCCUGCAGUUUGCACCUUUAUAGGAAUGUAGUUUAUGUUGCAGGGCUGCUGAUGUUGUGAUGAACAAACACAGAUGUGGGGAAGAUUAUAUACAAUAUAAUGUUUAUAAUUUGUGUGGAAACCAGCUCCCACUGACACAAUACAACAAAGUAGUUCUCAUUCACGUGCACAGAUUGCUGAAGUCUGUAUCACAAAUCCAGUUCAGCCUAAAAGAAGAAUAACCGUUUUUUUUUUACUAAUCCAGUUAUGAGUGAUUCAACAAGAGUUAAACAUCCAAGUCUGUUUUCAGGUAUCUGAGAGGACUAGUAUGUUAAAUAAAAGGUUGGAAUGUACCCCCCUUUGUAGUAGUGGGUUGGUUUGGGACUAGCUUUACGUUAGGACAUGAAAUAAAUCUGUGGCUGUGUUCAAAACUGCAACUAAUGUACUUUUUUUUUAUACCAAGUGUGGCGUUCUAACGUGGAUUGUGUGUACAUUCCUGAUGUUGACUUUAUUAGAAAACAUUUUAGUUUAAGAUGGAAGUUAACUGUACAUAAUUGACCGCCCCAGAAUGCAUUGCUGCUCCCCAGACUGUUUAAUGGCAGACCGUUUAAGAAUUAACCGUCGUAUACAAUUAUAACUAUUAUAUACUAAGAGGAGAAACGCGGGAGCUCACAUAUAGAACAUGGUGUGGUAAACAGAUUUAAUUUAAAGUAUUUCAUCAUUAAAAAUAAAACCGUAAAAUAAUACAUUCACAGUUAACACUGGUUUACAUCUGCCAUGAAGAAUUGUCGUUAAACUGUAGGUUGGAAGACACCGAUACAGCCGUGUGACGCAGAAAAAAAAAAGCUUGAGGCUUUGGUGUUUGUCGAGUUGCAUUGUGGGAAAUGUGGGCUGAAGUUUUUAGGGAAGAAGAAUUUAGAAUAUUUGUUUAUUUUCAAAUCUAUAAUUAUGAUUUCUAAAUAUUCCACAUGACAUCUUAAAGACUAAACAAUCAAGAAAAUGUUGGCACUGAAUAUUUAAUAACGAAAAACGAUUGUUGCAGUCCUAUGCUUUUGCAUGGUUACCAUAGUGAUCCAACACAGCUUGAAGUGAGUCAGCAUAAAACCAGAGUCUCUGAUCUGAUCCGUCUUUGUGAUGCAAACCUCUGGUGCUGCUGUUGUUGAUGAUGAUGAUGAUGAUGAUGAUGAUGUGCAGACACACAAACACAAA